UGCAGAAUCCCCCGUCGCGCGCCCGUUUUGUCCUGUGCCUUCUGCUUCUCUCCGCGGUUCAUGGGAGACUAGGGCGGGGCGUGAGAGGAGAGGGAGAAUGUUGCCUCUGUGUGUCAGUCUCGUUCGGAAAGUGAUGGGUUGCGCUCUGGUUCCAUUCAUCACACCGCGCCGUCGUGGGCACCGGGCUUAGCCAGCGAAAUCGACCAUUAUUCACAACUGAUGGCCAAAAUUAGAGGCCUUUGACAUCAGAACGCUGGCUGUAGCGGGCAUAUCCACGUAUAGGUGAAAGGGAGAGCACGCCAUCGUUCGCCUUAGGUCGGGUGUGAGGGGGGACUGGCAGCGGUCUGAUGCUGCAGAAAAUUCGCCAUUGUUUCCAUGAGCCGGCGACCGAACGACACUGAAAUUUAAAGAAAAGUCUUCUGUUCAAUGUGCUGCCAAGGUUUUAUCGGAACCAUCACCUCAAUGUUGCCUUAUAUAAUAUGCCUCCUUUGCAGCAUCCAGAGCACCUCAUCCUUCCAGGUCACGGUCAGAGAUGACAACAGCAUGGUGAUGCUCCUGGAGCCCGAGGACCUGAUGGACAAUGCCACUGCAUACGCGGUCAAGGUGGCUGGCGAGCCCAGGGUCCACAUCCUGCAGUUUGAGAAUGCAGAUGGCGCCCAGCCCGCCCCGCUCACCUUCAACGCCUCGUACCAUGGCCUCUGCUACUCGGUCAGCCUCGUGGCCAGUAACGGCACCCUGCGGCCAAGGACGGUCAAGACCGUAACCAUCCUCACACAGCCUCUUCCAGUUGAGAGUGUCUCCAUCCAUGACUACCAGCCUUCUCCAGAGACAGGAGUGGUGUUUGAGAUCAAGACUGCUGAGAAUAAUUUUUUCACCAGGGUAAACAUCAGCUAUGUAGAGGGGCGGGAACAGAGGUCCAUGCUGUACAAAGAUUUCUUCAGGGGGAAAACUGUCUUUAAGCACUGGCUGCCAGGGACCUGCUACAGCAACAUUACAUUCCGGCUGGUGUCCGAGGCCACCGUCAACAAGAGUACGCUAGUGCGCCAAAGCGGAGUAGGCCAGGAGGCCACCAGUCACAGGACAGUGCCCAACCCUCCGCUCAACAUCUCCAUGAAGAUCGUCCACCUCAGCGGCGGGGCCCCGUCGGGGGGGUCUCAUCGCAGCAGGCUGCACCCCCGCAGGGCCCGAGACGUCCCCCUUAUGGAGGAACAGGAGGAGGCAGAAGCUCACGAGGAAGAGGAGGAACCUGGGCAGGAUGUUCAAGAAGGCCCCGUCCAAAGCACAAAUGAGACCUACAGCUCGGUAGGCGAGCCCGGCGACGAGAGCACCACCCAACCCUACUGGCCGGAGGCCGUCGGCAGUCCCGCCCCCACGGAGGAGGAGUUUGUGAAUGCGGUGGUGCCGGAGUACGAGGACUCCAACGAGCCUGGCUCUGGCAUGGACACGUCGCUGCCCCCCGAGCCCUCUGUCGCCCCCACCAGGCUGCCCCCUGUCCUGCUGGAGCUCCGCUGGCAGCCCCCGAGCCCUCCCACCAACUUUGAUGGCUUCAGCAUCUACAUCUACAGGGAUGGUAACUCUACAGAGAUGGCCACUGUGGAUGAAAACACUCAUGAGUUCUUCGCGGAGCUGACGGAACCAGGGACCUACAGAGUGCUGGUGACAACGCUCAGCUCAUCGGGGGACUGCGACCCCCGGGAGAGCACCAGCGACACCAGCUUCACCUUCUACCUCAGUCCCGGCGGUGAGUGGUUUGAGCAGCCGACAGAGAGGCCGCAGGCAGUCAGAGUGAGGCCGCUGAGCUCCAGCACGGCGGCCGUGUCCUGGGCGCCAACAUCUGAGAGUCACAACGGCUCUUUGGUCUCUGUGCUGUCCCUCACCUGCCUCAAACCCAGCCUCAGCCAGAGGAUGGAGAACACCUUCUGCAGCGAGGAAAAUACCACUAGUGACAUCAUCACAAAUUUGACCCCCGGGGCGCAGUACAGGGUGGUGGUCUAUCUGACGAAUGGUCCCCUCAUCAGCCCUCCUUCAGACCCUUUCAUCAUCGGGAUAGAGCCCACGGGGGUGCGGGACCUGGUUGUGUACCCGCUCAGCCCCACGGCGGUAAUUCUGAGCUGGCAGCGCUCCUACCACGUGGCCUUCCGCAAGUACAUCCUGGAGACGUUCUUCUUCAACCCUGUGACCCUCACGUCCCAGUGGACCACCUACUACGAGAUCGCCGCCACCGCCUCGGUCACCGCCUCAGUGAGGGUGACCGAUCUGCUGCCUGCCUGGUACUACAACUUCCGCGUCACUAUGGUAACCUGGAGCGAGCCAGCCCUCAGCUGCUGCGACAGUUCCACCGUUAGCUUCAUCACAGCCCCUGAGGCUCCGCAUAUCUCCUCGGUGGACUACUCCAACAGCCUACUGUAUGUGCGCUGGACCUACGGGGACAUCUUCACCGACCUCUCCCACUCCAGGAUGCUACACUGGCUGGUGGUGGCCGAGGGAAAAAAGGGAUCAAAGCGGCGCAUCUCCGUGGAUGUGACGCGCACAGUCAUGAAGGCAACGUUGACCCUGCCACCCGGGGACAUAUACAACCUCACAGUCACCGCCUGCACGGAGCGUGGCAGGAACACAUCCAUGCCACACAUCAUCAAACUGGAGCCGGCACCUCCCAGGUCCCUGUACGCGGUGAACACCACACACUCUUCUGUGACCCUGCUUUGGGUUGAGGAAGGAGUGGUGGACUUCUACCAGGUGCUCUGCAAGCAAGUCGGCCCCAGCAAGGAGCUCAGAGCGAAGGAGCCCCAGGCGGUCCAUUCCCACGUGGCGACCAUCGCUGACCUCCUGCCCUCAACGUCGUAUAACUGCAGCGUGACCAGCUACAGCUACAGCACCCCCAGCGAGCCUGCUUAUAUAGCCGUCUCCACCCCAGCACGGGAGAUGAACCCCAGCGUGGCAGCCAUCUCGGCUCUGGCCGUCCUCAGCUUCCUCCUCCUCAGCCUCCUCAUCCUCAUCUUCCUCGUGCUCCGCAAGAAGCACCUGCAGAUGGCCAGGGAGUGCGGGGCCGGAACCUUUGUUAACUUUGCCUCGUUUGAGAGGGACGGAAAACUGCCAUACAACUGGCGAAGAAGCCUCUUUGCCUUCCUUACACUUCUGCCAUCCUGCCUAUGGACUGACUAUCUUUUGGCUUUUUAUAUUAAUCCUUGGAGCAAGACUGCUUUGAAGAAAAGGAAGCUAACAAGCCCUGUCCAGUUAGAUGACUUUGAUGCCUACAUCAAAGACAUGAGCAAAGACUCUGCCUACAAAUUCUCCCUGCAGUUUGAGGAGCUGAAGAGCGUGGGUCUAGACCUGUCCCACGAUGCCGCCGACCUGCCCGUCAACCGAGUCAAGAACCGCUACACCAACAUACUGCCCUACGACUUCAGCCGCGUGAAGCUGAUCUCGAUGCACAACGACGAAGGAUCGGACUACAUCAACGCUAAUUACAUUCCCGGAUACAGAUCUCCGCGCGAGUACAUCGCCACCCAGGGCCCGCUCCCAGAAACCCGCAAUGACUUCUGGAAGAUGGUUCUGCAGCAGAAGUGCCGUGUCAUCGUCAUGCUCACGCAGUGUAACGAGCGCCGCAGGGUGAAGUGUGAUCACUACUGGCCGUUCACGGACGAGCCGGUGGCGUAUGGCGAGAUCACCGUGGAGAUGCUCUCUGAGAAAGAGGCUCCAGAGUGGACAGUGAGGAACUUCAGACUGGGCUAUGCGGACGAGACGCAAGACGUCCUGCACCUGAACUACACGUCCUGGCCUGACCACGGCGUCCCCACGGUCAACGCCAUCGAGAGCAUCCUGCAGUUCGUGCAGAUCGUCCGGCAGCAGGCGGCCAGGACGAAAGGGCCCGUCGUGGUCCACUGCAGUGCGGGCGUCGGAAGGACAGGGACGUUCAUCGCUCUGGACCGCCUGAUGCAGCACAUCGCCGAGCACGAAUACGCCGACAUCCUGGGGCUGGUGUCCGAGAUGCGCUCGCACAGGCUGUCCAUGGUGCAGACGGAGGAGCAGUAUGUGUUCAUCCACCAGUGCGUCCAGCUGAUGUGGAGGAAGAAGAAGCAGCAGUCUGUCACCAGCGACGUCAUCUACGAGAACGUCAGCAAGUCAUAAUCACGCGAGCAGCGUCAAAAGUGAUUCACCCGUCCUCCUUUGCUUCUGGCUUUUGUUCUCCGCCGAGAGAUUCGUUCCAUCAUUGAUACCAAAAAAAAAGUCAACAACACAGCAUCAAAACAAAACGGGGAAAGGGAAAAAAAAAACACUUUUGUUCGAAAGGGUGGAAGAACGGGAUGGAACCUUGCCUUAAAGAGUCUUCGCCGACUGACGGACCACAUUCCCUGCGGGCCGGCCAUUUCGCUCUCAUCUCAUCUCUCCCCCGGACCGAGCGGAGAGCUGCCUGAGAGGAACUGACAUGGGGUAGCCACGGGAGCAGGGCUGUCUCCUCGGGCAGCGUCUCUAUCUCCGACAAAAACGGCAACGAGUGACACGUCCAGCUCAGAACAGGAAGCCGUCCCUCUAGUGGCGCAACAGUGGAACUGCUGAUUAGUCGGCGACAAAAAAAUUGAAUAUUGUUAGUUUAUGUUGAUCUCAGGAUUAGCCGAAACACAGCUAACAGGUAUCCUUCCGUCCUUUAUUUCCCCAUCUUCUAUCUGUGUUAUCACCUUGCCGUGGUAAAAAAAGGAAACCCCAGCAAGUUUGAGGGAGUGUUACGUGUUAGCCGAGAGUAGUUGUUCACAGAGAGCUGACUGUUUUUUCCCCACUCAUUGUAAGCCAUUCACACAGUAGCUUUAGCGUUCACACAUCUUUUAGCAGCCGCGGUGAGUCGUUACCCAUAGUGCCACAGCAGCGUGAGCAUCGUCAGUCAGGGAACGGCGCCAGCGAUCGGAAAUCUCACUGCCACCCCACCGUGGGUCAUGUAUCUAAUCUGUGUAUUACUAUACUGUGCGAACAGCUUGAAAAGACUUCUUUUCCAUGCAUCGUGUGUACACUGUGGAUCGUCUGGGCUUGAGAAAACACGGGAAUGUUCCUGAAGAGGGGAAGCUCGGCGCCUCACGGCGAGCUGCCCGGGCGACCGCCGCACCGGCGUAGCGAACAUGGCGGAAGUCUGCGGUUUAUAGCUGCAUCUGUUGAAUUCCACAGGGAGUGUGCAGCACUUGAGCGAGCUUUGCCCUGAGGAACACAUCAUUACCGUGAAUGGUGUGAAUCACGUGGAGACGACGGACAGGAAAAGGAAGACAGGAAGUACAAGAGGGAUGGAGUCAGCUGUAUGUAAUUUGCAUAUUAUGAAUAUGCAGUUUAAGCACUUAUGCCUCCUGUGUAUGAAAACGUUGACCCUCCCUAAAAGGGAAGCUUCCAUAAUACUGCUGUAAUACUACUGUACUGUAACAGGGCCUGUAGCAGGUCACCGGGGGUAAGGAUCGGUUGUUUGCUGAGGGUUUAAAGUUUUUGGCUCCCUUCUGUAUCACUGUAUCUGCCUGGAUUUUCACCAUUCCUACAGUGUGUCUGUAUUGGUGCUCUGCAGAAAUAGAACCGGACUGCACUCCUAUUGAAGCAUAUAGUUCAAACACAGAGCUGUCUUGAUCAGAAAAAUCCCUGUAAUGAUGUUUACAACAGAUCUGUGUGGUAGGUUUUAUAUGUGUGUAUAUAUAUAUAAAUAUAAAAGAUGGGUCAAAGUUAGGCACCCAACUCUGAAUCUUCACCUCUUCACCACUAGAGUAGAAGGUGCAAGUUAAUUUUGGAGGAACUGCCAGUUUGGUCAGGAGGUGGUGAAGAAAAAAUGAAGGAAAUUUGUGUUGUACCAGUUAAUGCCACCUUGAAACUAGAAAACAACACAAUGUGGGUGUGUUUUGCAGUGUCACACAGGUCUGAUAUGCCUUACAUGAACAGUUUCUUUCACAAAUUCCUGAUGCGAAGUAUUGAGCUGCUUUGUCCUGGGUAACUGAGAGUGGGGCUGACUGAGUGUAAUCUGAGCAUCGAGCACGGCAUGGAAUGCAGCCGGGUGUAGAGAAUCAUUGUGUGUAGAGAAUCAUUGUCUCUGGCCCCCUUUUUUAUCUCAUAUAUGACUAUUUAAGCAGAAAAAAUCCAGACGAGGACCCCCCUCCCCCUGUGUAUCCAGGAAGCACAGUGCCAUUUUGAUGAAGCGUCCGCCCCUCAGCCUGCCUGCGUCGAAUCCCCUCUUGGCCGGAAUGCUCUCUAGUGUGUUUCUCAGACCAGAAAGAAUAACAGGUUGUCAUGUAUAGAUAGGUGCACUUUUCACAGUUCUCUCUUGUUCAGCGUGUGUCCAGUCCAGACUGUUCCUAAUUGGUGCCAUUCGUGUGCAUUUUUGUCACUUGCUA
This is a messenger RNA of Megalops cyprinoides (Indo-Pacific tarpon), 6350 nucleotides long. RefSeq names its product protein tyrosine phosphatase receptor type O (gene ptpro). Gene Ontology annotation, biological process: peptidyl-tyrosine dephosphorylation involved in inactivation of protein kinase activity; negative regulation of canonical Wnt signaling pathway; regulation of glomerular filtration. Gene Ontology annotation, cellular component: glutamatergic synapse; GABA-ergic synapse; plasma membrane. Gene Ontology annotation, molecular function: Wnt-protein binding; cadherin binding; protein tyrosine phosphatase activity. NCBI's taxonomy places the organism in Eukaryota, Metazoa, Chordata, Actinopteri, Elopiformes, Megalopidae. Bases 427 to 4128 code for a protein of 1233 amino acids. The record is from RefSeq and is a predicted model, not a curated record. The transcript has 27 exons.